This is a messenger RNA of Octopus bimaculoides (California two-spot octopus), 2339 nucleotides long. RefSeq lists its product as uncharacterized. Lineage: Eukaryota; Metazoa; Mollusca; Cephalopoda; Octopoda; Octopodidae. Gene Ontology annotation, molecular function: protein serine/threonine kinase activity; ATP binding. Gene Ontology annotation, cellular component: cytoplasm. Gene Ontology annotation, biological process: intracellular signal transduction; protein phosphorylation. The record is from RefSeq and is a predicted model, not a curated record.
AUACGGAUAUCAAGUGGGAUGAUUUAUCAAAUGAGACGCUUGACGAGCUGUCUGAGCUAUUGAGUAUGGAGCGGUCUGAACUUGAAGAGACAGUGCAUGAAAGCAAGUGCGAUGAAAUCUCUGCCAUGUUCAACAUGGUAAUGGAUAAGAAACGCCAUGCUAAAGGUAUAUUCGAUCUAGAUCACACCGCUACACCCGAAACGAAACCACCGCGUAAACAUGAACGAACUGGAAGAUCUAAAAAACCACGAUCUUCAGUGCCAAAACCUAAGAAUACAUCUGUAAGUCCAGGAGGGAAGGCGACAGAAGCAAACGCCGAUACAAACCUUGUCGACGGAGUUGAAAUGUCACAGCAAAGCACAAGCUUUGAUUUUUUAGCAUUAUGUUCAGCGCCGACUUGGCUUGGGCCAGGAAGAAGACGAUCAGGCAGAAGAAAGUCCCGUUGGCCGGACCGGUCUACCCCUAGCAGUGAGAGAGCUAGAUCUCAGAGUCCCGAUCCCGGAAGACUCAACGAAAGCAGUCCCAUUCAUUCUCCAGUUAAUGGGAAGGACAAGUUACCGGUUGAAACUGCAAAAUCUCGAGCUUCUCAGCGCCGUUCCAGAUCAUGUGGCCCACAUGAUAAGCGCACUAGUCUUUCUUUACAAACUGCGACAGUUGAAGUCGCUGAUGAGGAACAGGUUGAUCUCACACCACGACAAAGCCCCGUAACGCGACCUGCACGCCUAACUAUACAGGGAUGUUACAAGCCGUCUGUGAAACAACUGCAGAUCGAACCUCAUAGUCCAAAUGGGCCCCUCACAACGGUUGAGGUGCACUUUGCUGACAAUUCCAAUCCUUGCUCGACGACAAAUUUUCACGAGAGCAACGAAGGAUCAUCGUCUAAUAUACCCCUUUUACAAGAAGAAAAUGAACAGAAUUUGGAUUCUUCAGUGCUGGAACCAAGCGUCCCCAAAAUUUCUCUUAUAGACAAACCCCCAGUAAGGGUUUUGAACAAUAUCAUUGUCAAACCCAAACAAAAACUGUUAACGAACAAUUUCUUGUUGCCAGUUGAUUCUCGCUUAUCAGGGGCAAUACCCAAACACAAGGGAUCAUCUUCAUCUUCAUCAUCAUCACAACCAAAGCUAUUGGGACCCAACGACAAUUCGGGUUCUUCCGAAUCUUUCGUUGAGUCUAUCCCAGCUAAUAACUAUGCUAAUCUCUCUGAUGACGAGAAGCUAGAAAAAUGCAAACACAACAAUAGCAAUUUGCCUAGGACAGAUAGCGAGAAACGAAUAGAGCAAGGAAUUAAUGAUCUUAAGUUAACAGACAAUGAUGAGCCAGAAGAGAAAAUUGACAGUACGUCACACCUACUCGCCGAACCAGUUAAUGUUGCGUCAUCAAGUGGUCUUUGCAUUAGCGUUGGAAGCAGCGCCAAACGAACUUCCCGGACUCGUUUAACGGUUCCAGGAAGCUUUUUGGAUAACAAGAACUCUCCACCCGAUCAUACGCCGGAUGAUACAGUAUUUUCGGAAUUGCAAGAACACGAUGAAGACGAUGACAACGAAUCAAUUAUUCUUAAGGUUUUAAAAGAGAACUCCCCUCGACGCUUGCCGCACUCGGGGCUGUUACGGCACUCCUCGGGCUCUGUGAAGUCUCAAAAGCGGACAGGUUCUUCCGCCUCAUUAAAAACUCCUAUCACACCAAACAAACAAUUCUUACGGAGUCCGCUCGCUCGCAUCGAGAGUUUUCACAGCGAUGACUUCGACAUGCUGCGUUCGGAUGUAGAUGCCCGUUCUGAACGGGAACGCUCAGAUGCGGAGAACAAUAGCCCAGAAAAGGUCGAAAUCAGUCCGUCGGCCUCUCAGAGCUCGGAGGCAUCCGUAAACUGCAUGAAAGCACCGAUAGUGCCCUGCCUAACUGGAGUUUACCAAAAACAGAAGAUAAAGACGCGUUCAAAGUGCAAAUGUCAGACAGUUCUUAAGGAAACUAGUUUGACUUCGGGGCGGUUGCAAGAGAGAGCUGGGAAGAAUGACCGGUUAUUAGAUAUUCGAGAAGGAAAUGAUAUCAUUGGAGAUAGAAUUUUGGAAGAGACGGUUGACAGAAUAGCAAUUGGAGGUUCAUCAAAAAUACAUCCUAUUGUUAAAGAUGAACAGGAAGGAGAUGUACCUCUACAUAUGGGUAAAUCGAAGAUCCCUCGGGCCACUAACAAAACAGGCUAUCAGAUGUUAACAUCAUUGUGUUCAGACGUAACGAACAAACCACCUAAAUCGAAACAUAUGCAGACAUCAGAAUCAAAGUUUGGAUCAUUUGAGCACUACAAAGUGUUUUCUAUACUGAGAAUAUCUGGAGGAUUUUGUUGA